CCCUCGCCUCGCCUCCCCUCGCCUCGGCCGCCGUCCCCGCCGCUGGCCGCCGGCGCGGAGCGGAGCGGAGCGGCGCAGCGCGGCCGGAGGGGCGUGGAGAGGCGGCCCCGCGCGGCGGCUCCGCGCGGGCCGGGCCGGGCCGGGCCGGGCCGGACCCCGCGGCUGCCGGGAGCCCCCGCAGCGCUGCCCGCCGCCGCCCGGAGCCGCGGCGCGGGGUCCCGCGGGGGGUCCCGCCGCGGCGCCCCGGCUCCGCCAGACACCAAGACGACCUGUGAAGAAGCCCUAUGAAGGUGACCAGCCAUGCAAUGUUCUUGGAAGGCUGUCCUCCUACUAGCCUUGGCAUCCAUUGCAAUCCAGUACACGGCAAUCCGGACAUUCACUGCCAAGUCCUUUCACAGCUGCCCCAUCUCCAACCCCGUGAACUGCAGCCUGAGCCAGGACGCUGAUGCAACCGACAGGCUAUGUGAUGAGAGCCCCACUUUUGCAUAUAACAUCUCCAGGAAGACACACGUCCUCAUCCUCGCCACCACCCGCAGCGGUUCCUCAUUUGUCGGACAGCUCUUCAACCAGCACUUCAAUGUCUUCUAUUUAUUCGAGCCCCUCUACCAUGUCCAGUACACACUGAUCCCAAAGCUGACCCAGAGCAAGAGUACUACAGACAGGCGGGUCAUGCUGGGGGCCAGCCGAGACUUGCUGAGGAGCCUGUACGACUGCGACCUCUACUUCCUGGAGAACUACAUCAAACCCCAGCCCAUCAACCACACGACCGACCGGCUCUUCCGCAGAGGAGCCAGCAAGGCGCUGUGCUCGCCACCCGUCUGUGAGUCCCUGGGAGCUGUCGAUCUCCACCUGGAGGAAGGAGACUGUGUGAAGAAAUGUGGUACCUUGAACCUGACACUGGCCACCGAGUCCUGCAGAGAGCAUGGGCACGUGGCCAUCAAAACCGUGCGGGUGCCUGAGGUCAGCGACCUCCGGGCCCUGGUGGAGGACCCACGGCUGAACUUGAAGGUCAUCCAGCUGGUGAGGGACCCCCGGGGGAUCCUGGCGUCCCGGAGCGAGACUUUCCGGGACACCUACAGGCUCUGGAGGAUCUGGGAUGGCACUGGCAGGAAGCCGUACAACCUGGAUGUGACCCAGCUCACCACAGUGUGCGAGGACUUCUGGAACUCCGUUUCUACUGGCCUGAACCGGCCACCGUGGCUCAAAGGCAAAUACAUGCUGGUGAGGUAUGAAGACCUGGCCAGGAACCCCAUGAAAAAGACUGAGGAGAUUUAUGAUUUCCUGGGCAUCCCCAUGGACAGCAAUGUCGAGCGCUGGAUACAGAACAACACCCGAGGAGACAGGUCCUCAUCCAAACACAAGUACGGGACAGUGAGAAACUCGGCAGCAACGGCAGAGAAGUGGCGUUUCCGGCUGUCCUACGAGAUUGUGGCAUUCACCCAGCGCGCCUGCCAGCAGGUGCUGGCGCAGCUCGGCUACAAAACAGCCAGCUCUGAGGAGGAGCUGAAAAACCUUUCCAUCAGCCUGGUGGAAGAGAGAGACUUCCUGCCCUUCUCGUAAUGCAGCCCUGGGCUAGCAGGCCCUAUUUUUGAUACAGACUGUUUCUAACUGUUGCCUUAUUUUGUUUUCUUUUGAUUUGUUCCCCCCCCCUUUGUCUUUUUCUCUCCAAAAUUUGCACUAAAUCAUGAGCGGGAAUCUCUGAACAGAGUCCAGGGGAAGUGGUUGCCACCUCUCACAACACGUUUCGGACGCAAGAGGAACCGGGUCUCUCCAAACAAGAGCUAGAACUGUGGAUGGGUAACAAUGUUUACAAGACACACACAAAAUGUAAAAGACAGCCGUCAAGCUUUCCAAACCGAAAGGGUACCUGGGGUACUGUACUUUUGCACUGUUUACUUUUACAAUGUAAGAGGUAAAUAUAAAUAUAAUUUAUGAAUGAUGUUGUCCCCUCCAGAAUAACUGCCCUUGUCCCCCGAUGAGCAAGUUAUACUGGUAGCUGAAUGUGGAACAACCUCCUUGUUUUCAAUCUCAGUUCAAUACGUCUGCUUGUUUGAGUCAUGCUGUUGGGCUGGGCAGUUGGUCAGUUGCUGAUACCUGGUUAUUUGGUAACACCUGUGAUAUUUCUUUGUGCCAAAAAAAAAAAAAAAAAAAAAAACCCACAAAAGGAAGAAAAAAAGUGAUUGGGCAGUUUGGUAAAAACCCAACACAUUUAAUGCUUUAUUUCUGUGUUUUCUGUAAAUAAAAGUGUGCAAUAAAACUGACCUGGGGGGGGUGAAAUUCAACUGAAACACCUCAGUAAUUACAGCUGGGGUGGGUGCACCAACAGGCAAAAAUUGGUCUUUCCAGAUAUACCUGUCUCCUACAGUGUGCAGGAGCAGGACAGGGCAAAGCUGGUGGGGAGAGCUAGCACAACCCCUUUGGCAUGUGCAUGUUUGAAUCUGAAGUGUGUAAAAAUGCAAGUAGUUAAGCCAAAAGUGAGAACCUGUGGUUAUUUACAGAGCUGAGAGCUUGCUGGCUUGUGUGGUGGCAGGGGGCUCACUGAAAUGCUUGGCAGUGGAGUGCUACACCAUAAGCACCACGAGCCCAGCCCCAUGAGCCCACCAUGGUCAUUGCUUCUGCUAGCCUUAAGUCUGAUACUGUUGACCCAAGCAUGGCUCUGCCCUGGGACACCAGGGAAGAGUGCUCAAGAUCAGGUCAUAAAACUGCCAGAAUAAAAACAACAAAAAAGAUA
Messenger RNA from Dromaius novaehollandiae (emu), 2731 nucleotides. RefSeq names its product carbohydrate sulfotransferase 1 (gene CHST1). Gene Ontology annotation, cellular component: trans-Golgi network; Golgi membrane. The record is from RefSeq and is a predicted model, not a curated record. The transcript has 2 exons. The coding region runs from base 301 to 1560 and encodes 419 amino acids. Gene Ontology annotation, molecular function: N-acetylglucosamine 6-O-sulfotransferase activity; keratan sulfotransferase activity. NCBI's taxonomy places the organism in Eukaryota, Metazoa, Chordata, Aves, Casuariiformes, Dromaiidae. Gene Ontology annotation, biological process: N-acetylglucosamine metabolic process; keratan sulfate proteoglycan metabolic process; carbohydrate metabolic process.